This is a messenger RNA of Bicyclus anynana (squinting bush brown), 1967 nucleotides long. RefSeq names its product juvenile hormone epoxide hydrolase-like. NCBI's taxonomy places the organism in Eukaryota, Metazoa, Arthropoda, Insecta, Lepidoptera, Nymphalidae. The transcript has 9 exons. Gene Ontology annotation, molecular function: epoxide hydrolase activity. Gene Ontology annotation, biological process: epoxide metabolic process. Bases 89 to 1483 code for a protein of 464 amino acids. The record is from RefSeq and is a predicted model, not a curated record.
UUUUUAACUGAUAGAAGUCUACAAAAAUAAUAAUCACAGUCCGUGUUUAUCAGUGCUGUGUUAAUGUCGUGUCUUUAAAUGCAGUAAGAUGGUGUUCCGUCUCAUACUGGUUGCCAUAUUGGCUUCGGUGGCAGCGGUGCUGUUGCCGCUGUCGUAUCUGUACCUGAAGAGCACGCCGCCUCUGCCGGAGAUCGUCCUCGACGAGUGGUGGGGCUCCGCGGUGCUGAGGGACAGCGUCACUGAGGACAUCAAGCCUUUCAAAGUGAAGUUUAGUGAACUGCUGGUGAGAGACAUCAAAGCCCGCCUGAGGGACAAACACCCGCUCGCGCCGCCUCUAGAGGGCGUCGCCUUCGAAUACGGCUUCAACAGCAAGCAGCUCGAGACCUGGCUGAAGUACUGGGCUGACGAGUAUCCGUUCAGUGAACGCGAGAAAUUCUUCAACAAAUACCCGCAUUUCAAGACUAACAUACAGGGGUUGGACAUUCACUUCAUUAGAGUAACGCCCAAUGUCCCCUCCGGCGUGGAGGUGGUGCCACUGCUGCUGCUGCACGGCUGGCCGGGGUCGGUGCGCGAGUUCUACGAGGCCAUCCCGCUGCUGACCUCGGUGACGAAGGACCGGGACUUUGCCAUCGAGGUCAUUGUACCCAGCCUGCCUGGAUAUGGGUUUUCCAGCGCAGCCGUCCGCCCCGGCCUGGGCGCGGACAAAAUGGCGGUUGUGUUCCGGAACCUGAUGCAGCGACUGGGCUUCAAGAAGUAUUACGUGCAAGGAGGCGACUGGGGUGCUAUUAUCACCAAAGACAUGGCAACUUUCUUCCCUGAGGAGGUACUGGGCUACCACACCAACAUGCCCGCCACAUUCUCUCCGCUGUACACUUUCUACACUCUGCUGGGCGCCGUCUUCCCGUCGCUGGUGGUGAGCGCCGAGCUGCAGGACAGGAUGUACCCGCUGGCCAAGGUGUACGGGAACCUGCUGGAGGAGACGGGCUACCUGCAUUUACAGGCCACUAAACCUGACACGAUAGGUGUAGCGCUAGCAGAUUCCCCAACAGGCCUUGCAGCGUACAUCCUGGAGAAGUUCUCCACGUGGACCAAAUUGCAGCACCGUCGGCAGGCUGACGGAGGCCUCACCUACCGCUUCACGAAGGAUCAGCUGCUGGACAACGUCAUGGUGUACUUCGCGACUAACUCCAUGACCUCAGCCAUGAGGCUUUACGCCGAAACCUUCAACUCUAGAUAUUUUAACUUGCAACUUGACGAUAUCCCAUCUCCAGUUCCAACGGUGUCACUCCAGGCGAAGCACGAGAUCUCGUACAAGCCGACCUGGGCCAUCAGGAAGAAGUUCCCCAACCUCAUCCGCAACACGGUCCUGAGUGACGGCGGCCACUUCCUUGCCUUUGAGUUGCCGCAGGUCUUCGCCGAUGACGUCAUCAAGGCUAUCGCGCAGUUCAGGGCGUGGCAUAAGAAUAACAGAAUUGAGUUAUAAAUGUAAUUUGUAAUUUUAUUUUUGUAAUUUUAUAAACGAUGAACGUUUGACUAAGUUCUUACAGGUAGGUGACUAACAGUGGAAUUCAUAGCCGUUGUAGGGGUACCCCCAGGGUAUCAUUUAGCCGAUGAGUGUCGAAUUUAACCUCUAUUUGUUUGAGAAUUUGACACUAAAUAAAUAAAUAAAUAAAUAACAAAUUCCCUCAAUCUCUGUCCAGUCGCUCAUUUGUCCAAGUACCACAGGAUUUUAAUCUAAAUCUAAGAUAAAGACCAUUUAAAAUAUUUUGUUAUUCAAUAAAUAUUUAUUUAGAACUGGUAAAAAAGAUGAUAAAUAUUGAAUUAGUUUUAUUGUAUUACGAAUAUGUACCGACUUCUGACAUUAAUUAUCACAAAAUAGGCUUCAAAUUAUUUGCUUGCAUGAUGCGUGGUUUAUUGUUAUUUAAAAUUGUUGAAAUUAAGUUUAUUUAUUAUUAAUAAAUUUUUGU